Molecule: messenger RNA, 596 nt
Organism: Rhipicephalus sanguineus (brown dog tick)
Lineage: Eukaryota; Metazoa; Arthropoda; Arachnida; Ixodida; Ixodidae
Product: solute carrier family 13 member 2-like
Exons: 4
Coding region: 2-586 (194 amino acids)
Biological process (GO): citrate transport; monoatomic anion transmembrane transport
Cellular component (GO): membrane
Molecular function (GO): citrate transmembrane transporter activity; succinate transmembrane transporter activity
Source: RefSeq, a predicted model, not a curated record
GAUGUUUGUGGUGCCCAAGGACCCAAUGCGUGGCUCCCAAAGCCUAGGCCUCCUCACAUGGGAGGAGGCCAAUUCCAAAAUUCAUUGGGGCGUCGUGUUCAUCAUCUGUGCUGGCAUGACGCUUGCAGAGGCUUCCAGGGCAUCGGGUCUGUCUACGAUCCUGGUGAGCAAACUGCGCACUCUGAAGGUGAUGCCGAGCUACGUGGUGGUGUCCAUCCUCUGUUUCUCCGCCUCCAUGCUCACCGAAUUCACGAGCAACACGGCAAUCAGCGCCAUCACGCUACCCAUCGUAUUCGAGAUGGCCGUGGCGCUUGAAGUGCACCCAUUGUACUUCGCCUUGCCGGUGACCAUCGCCUGCUCGUUCUCAUUCAUGCUUCCGGCGGCCACGCCGCCCAAUGCCAUCGUCUUCGAGAUGGGAAAGUUCAAGAUCUUAGAUAUGGCGUCUCCGGGCUUCCUCAUGAACAUGGUGUGUGUCAUCGUGGAGCUCAUCAGCAUCCACACGCUGGGACCGCUCGUAUUCGGCGUGCACAGUUUCCCGUCGUGGGCGGCUCAGAACCACACCGAGACGCCGGCUCCUUCCGGAUGAGCUGAGCGCU